This is a messenger RNA of Rhizoctonia solani, 1173 nucleotides long. RefSeq names its product Retrotransposable element Tf2 protein. Gene Ontology annotation, molecular function: nucleic acid binding. Lineage: Eukaryota; Fungi; Basidiomycota; Agaricomycetes; Cantharellales; Ceratobasidiaceae. The record is from RefSeq and is a predicted model, not a curated record. The coding region runs from base 1 to 1173 and encodes 390 amino acids. Gene Ontology annotation, biological process: DNA integration. The transcript has a single exon.
AUGAAAUCAUUGGCUAAAGAAUGGGUCAAAUACUGUCCCACAUGUCAGGCAAAUUGUUGCCCCCACACUCCAGUCAUCUCCCUGAAACCUUUAGACAUCCCACCUUUCCCUUUCCACACAAUCUCCUACAACUUCAUCACUGGAUUCCCCAAGUCACAAGGCCACAAUGCAAUACUGGUGAUAAUAGAUAUGUUUUCCAAGUUUGGUCACCUUAUCCCCACAUCCAAAAGGGUAUCAGAAAAAGGACUGGCAGAACUGUUUGUCACACACAUCUGGAAACUCCACAGAUUAUCAGUCAGGACAAUUUUGGACAGAGGCACACCAUUCACAGGAAAAUUCUUAUGGGCACUCUAUCAAAGACUAGGAAUCAAACUGGCCUUCUCUUCUGCUUAUCAUCCAGAGUCAGACAGACAAAUCAAGAGAAUCAAUCAAUUCAUUGACUUCUACUUAAGGUCAUACAUUGCUGCCAACCAUUCCAAUUGGACCACAUGGCUCCCCUUAGCCAAAUUUGCUUAUAACAAUGCCAAGCACUUGGCAACAGGGAAAACCCCAUUCAAACUAGUCUUUGGAAGAAACCCUGUCAUGAGACCUAUGGAAGUACCAGCAAAUGUCCCAGAAGCAGAUCAGGUUGCUGACACCCUGGUACACAAAUGGAGGGAGGCAGAGGCUGCACUUAGACUCUCCAAAGAGAGAAUGGCAGGAGGGAAGGGCUCAAGCCCAGAAUACUCAAUUGGCAAGAAGGUCUGGCUAGAUGGAAAAAACAUCCAAAUCCAGUCUAACUCAAACAAACUGGACCCAAAGUGCCUAGGACCUUUUGAAAUCCUGGAGAAGAUAUCAUCACACACCUACUGCCUAAAACUCCCCAAAACCAUGAAGAUCCAUGACAUGUUCCAUAUUGGUCUCUUGUCUAAAUCCCAUGAAUCCCCAAACCAACUGUUUCCUGAAAGACCCCCUCCUGAAACAAUAGAAGGGGAAGAGGAGUAUGAGGUAGAACAAAUUAUAGACACCAAAAGACAAAAAGGAAAAUGGUUCUACCUCAUCAAAUGGAAAAGAUAUGGCCCAGAAGAUAAUUCCUGGGAGCCCAAGGAGCUAUUGGAAAAUGCCCAAGAAGAGAUUGCACACUUCAACAAAGCACAACUGAAAAAGGCUUAUGUCUCCACCAAAAGCCUUUAA